AUGGAUAAAAUUUUCCAAGAUACUAUACAAAACGAUUCUGAAAAUGAGAUAGUGAAAGAAUUUAAUCAAUAUUUUCCGGCAUUAAAAUACAAUUUUUGUGAUCAACAAGGUUUAAUUAAAACGAAACCUGUCGUAACUCCCGAACCCGAACCUUCCGAUAAAGAGGAUAAUGAAACGAAGAAAUCUCCAUGUACAUGGAAAAAAGAACCAAUUAAGCUUUUAUUAACAUAUUUGAAAGAAAAUAAAAAAGUGGUUCAACGGUUAACAAAACGUG
Funneliformis mosseae is the source of this 274-nucleotide messenger RNA. Lineage: Eukaryota; Fungi; Glomeromycota; Glomeromycetes; Glomerales; Glomeraceae. The record is from the annotation of a GenBank genome assembly.